Rhincodon typus (whale shark) is the source of this 7715-nucleotide messenger RNA. RefSeq names its product E3 ubiquitin-protein ligase RBBP6-like. Gene Ontology annotation, biological process: mRNA processing; protein ubiquitination; ubiquitin-dependent protein catabolic process. Bases 2355 to 7325 code for a protein of 1656 amino acids. The record is from RefSeq and is a predicted model, not a curated record. Lineage: Eukaryota; Metazoa; Chordata; Chondrichthyes; Orectolobiformes; Rhincodontidae. The transcript has 14 exons. Gene Ontology annotation, cellular component: nucleus. Gene Ontology annotation, molecular function: zinc ion binding; ubiquitin protein ligase activity; nucleic acid binding.
AUAGUGAGUCUUCUGAUUUGUGUCAACCAGUUAACUAUACUGCUGUUUGGUGCAAAAUUGUUUUACUUGAAUAUUGCUACCAUUCAGCAUCUUAAAAGUAUGAUUUAUUUGAGCAAUCUCUGCUUCUGAGGUGGAUUCUGAAAUUAGGACAUGUAAAUGUAGAACUUUGAGGUAAUUGCCACAAUCAUUGGUGGUUGAGUUGUUGGGUUAUCCAGCUUACUGGUCUGGAUAAUGAAGGGAUAUUCAGGAGAAACUCCAAUUUUAUAGUUUCGGAUAACUAAGUUUAAAAAUUGGACAGUUGAGUGUCUUCUCCAAGUUAGUAGGGUGGUUGUUAGAAUGAAGUCGGGGAAUCGCCAAGUUAUGAUACAGGACAGGGAAACCAUUCAAAUCGCAGAGUUGGGGAAUUUUGUUCUAAUGUGAGUAAUCGUUGUCAAGAGUUUAUAUCAAGGCUGGAUUCUGUUAUGGGGAGGAUAGCAGUUGUGGUUGAGCAUUUGCCUGAAAUGUUAAGAGUUGUGGUUAGCUGAUGACAAUACUUUACUUCAGUUUGUUCACUUAUGACGAUGCAGGUGUUAUCUGCCUAUUAUAAAGGGGGUACUGUGCUUAGUUGAGAGAUUGCUAUUUUACUGGGUAUUACCUGAACUACAGCAAGUUAUCCGUGUUAAGUUUUUCAGAAUGAGGGAAACGCUGUCAGUUAUGUGCCACUUGUCUGGGUGAUUUUUUUGCUUUGGACAGGGCUUCAGUGUGUGUGCUGAUUCUGAAUGGAUGAUUAAAAAGUGGCAGUGUGAUAUGCCUAGAAUUGCUUGCAGACCAUCAACUACUAUGAUUGCAUUAAAAUAAAUGCUAGUCCCAUUUUAGAUUUCGUCUGAAAUCUCUCCAUCGAACUGCAUGAUGGCAAGUCUGUGGAGCUCGACUGCAUUAACACUUUUUUUGAUCUUGUGCAACUAUCUCUCAUCAGUUUAGUUACAAAUUGCAGUUUCACCUGGUGUUGAAUAUGUAGAAGCAGAAACACUCAAUAUUUUUUAAAGUACUUGGAUGUUUGCCUAAAGUACCAUAAUGUGCAAGAUUCCUGAUCAAGGUCUGACAGUUAGCUCCUUGUCAGCUGGUACACAGACGAUGGGCUAAUUGGCCUCCCUCAGUGUUUUAAAUUUUCUGAUUCUACUUUAUAAUGUGGCCCAGUUGAGGGCCAUGCGCUUGCAGAAUAGUAAACCCAGUGCAAAGUCUUCAUCCCUUUAUGUAAUGUUAUACACUGCAGUUAAUUUUAAUUACAUGUUUUUAAGAACCUGGUACUUAUUUCAAGUCUAAUUAACUUGAUGUAAGCAGGCCUUGAAAAUAAGCACAUUCUAUUAUGUCUAAGUUCAGAUUUUGAAGAGUUAAUUUCUAAUUAAAAUGUCUAAAUACUAAAUGAAAUUAUAAAUUUAGAAAUUAAAUGAUCACCCACACAAGCAGAAUUUAGAUGGAUUCAACUAUGAAUUUCCAAUGAAAUGUCAGCAAAGUUGAUCAUACCAAGUGUUUUACUGUACGUGCAUGUGCUGUGCUGCUAGUGUUUGAGAGAGUGUAAAUUGUGUGGAAUAGAACCCAAAUGGCUAGAAAUGCUUUUGUGGGAGCAUUAAAAGAAAUUCUCUGCUAGGUCUUUAAUACUGGGACUGUCAGGAUAGUUAGAGGUGUUACUUGUAAAUUCGAUGGUACGUAAGAUUCAAAUUUAGAGGGUAUAUCCCUUGCCCAGCUUAAAAUAGAUUUUAUAGAUUUCUUCACAGCUGGCUUUGCUUUUAAGCAAGUUUACAUUUUCCCCCCUCCAUUUAAUUCAAAAUAUUUCUUUUUAUUUUUAACUCUGAGCUUUUUACACUGAUUUUGCAAAAAGUAAACAAUAUCCUUAUCCAGUUCAUUCUGCUAUUGACCAUGCAUUCAUCAUUUGGCUUUGUCUUCUGAGACAGUGCCAGAUUCCAUGAAACAUGGUCGUCAUUGUCAUCUGGCUAACAGCUCAUCCAAAUAAGCUGCUUCAAUAAAAUCCUUCCUGGCUAUCUUUGUUUAGCAAAAGAGCACCUUUAUAAGAAAAAAGACAAAUUUAAUGUUAGUUAGGAUUGUUUUUAUAUUUGAAACUUUUGAAUGGUCAAUGUCGACCUGGGAAAAUCCUCCUUAUAUGAUUGUGACAUGGCAUUAGGGAUUUCACUGGAAUCCUUGGAACAUGAGCAUUAUAAUGUCUUUGACUUCCUAAAAGUAUUAUAAUUCGGCUACAGGUUACAGGCUUGAGGAACUCUUCCUCCCUCCCCAAGCUAAUCGACAAGCUGGAUGGAAGAUGGUUUUAUACGGCCAAUCUGGCUGAAGCUAACGCCUCAGAGGAAGAUAAAAUUAAGGCAAUGAUGACUCAGUCUGGUCAAGAAUAUGAUCCAGUCAAUUACAUGAAGAAACCUUUGGGUCCUCCUCCUCCAACAUAUACAUGUUUUCGUUGUGGAAAACCAGGCCAUUAUAUUAAAAACUGCCCAACAAAUGGGGACAAAAAUUUUGAAGCUGUGCCCAGGAUUAAGAAAAGCACAGGGAUUCCCCGCAGUUUUAUGGUAGAAGUUGAUGACCCCAACAUGAAGGGUGCAAUGCUCACCAAUACUGGGAAAUACGCAAUACCAACAAUUGAUGCAGAAGCAUAUGCACAGGGCAAGAAGGAAAAGCCACCGUUCUUGCCUGAGGAACCCUCCUCAUCAUCUGAAGAGGAAGAUCCAAUCCCUGAUGAACUCUUGUGCCUUAUCUGCAAGGAUCUUAUGAUGGAUGCUGUUGUUAUACCAUGCUGUGGGAACAGUUAUUGUGAUGAUUGUAUCAGAACAUCAUUACUUGAAUCUGAAGAACACACCUGCCCAACUUGCCACCAAACAGAUGUUUCACCUGAUGCUUUGAUUGCAAACAAAUUUUUAAGACAGGCUGUGAACAACUUCAAAAAUGAAACUGGUUACACAAAAAGAACUCGCAAGCAACAGCCGACUCAGCAGCAGCGACAAGCUCCGUCCCAACAAAUGCAUAAUCAACAAUCUGCUCUGAGGCCAUUACCCCUGCUCAACCCUCAGCCUGUUCUUCCAGUAAGCAGAGCAGCUAGCUCAAAACCAGCAGACAUGCCAGUCACCACCACUACUCCGACUGGCCCAACUUCCCUUCCAAGUACAGCCCCUACCCCAGUACGUGCUCCUUCUCCUGUGAAAACUAGUAGAGCUCCCCCCACUGCCAACAACCCUGCUCCAGACUUGUCAACAGCCACAGUUCAUGUUCAUCCGUUACCUCCAAAGCACGAAGAAGGGGAUAUUGAACUCAGCAAAACGGUUGCAGUCACAACCACAACUGGAACAACCACAAGUAAUCCAUCGAUGUCUACGAGCAGUACCUCUGCCGUGAAGGGUUAUCAGGUUCCUGUUCUUGGUCAUCCACCUUCACAUGGACAGUCCAUACCCACAACAGGUCAGCCAAUGAGAAGCAGUGGGGUUAGACCACCAGGAAGCAGACCUGGCUGGGAAUUGCCAUCCACCAGAGGGCAUCAACAGAGUGAUCGUGUUCCAAGAAGCAGAGCGCAGGCAACAAAUCCCCCACCAGUGUACGUCCACCCACCAGCUCUGUAUCCUCCUCCACCUCACCCAGUUCCUCUUCCCCCAGGAGUGCCUCCCCCUCAGUUUCCUCCACAGUUUCCUCCUGGCCAACCACCACCCACUGGAUUUAGCAUCCCUCCUCCAGGAUUCCCUCCAGCUCCAGCCACUAUUUCUGCCCCUUGGGUACCUCCUGCCACUCCAGCAACUCCUGCAAGUGUAAUGCCAACAGUCACCCAAGCACCUCCACUUUCCAGGGAGGAGUUCUACAGGGAACAGCGACGGCUGAAAGAAGAGGAGAAGAAAAAAUCAAAGCUUGAUGAGUUCACCAAUGAUUUUGCUAAGGAGUUAAUGGAGUAUAGAAAAAUUCAAAAGGAACGCAGGCGCUCCUACUCCAGGUCCAGAUCGCGUUCAUAUAGUGGAUCGUCAUUCAGUGGAAGUUCUUACUCUUACUCCAAGUCUAGAUCUAAUUCCUCACGAUCCUAUUCCCGAUCAGUUAGUAGAUCACCAAGUCGUUCCUACUCAAGAUCUCCUUCGUAUCGAAGAGGUAGUGGGAAGAGUCGAGGUUAUCGAUCCAGAUCCAGGUCACGUGGGUUUCACAGAUCCAGAUCCAGGUCACCAUCCUACAGAAGCUAUCGCUCUCGUACCCGAUCUCCAAAUUACAAAACACAUUCUCCUUACAAACGAAGUGCCCCUCAGGGUGAAAACGAUCGUGAGUAUUAUGAUCGCUACAGAGAGCCACCACCUCCGUUUGACUACAGAGAACUUUAUGAAAGGCCUCGUGAUCCAAGAGACUCUUUUGAGAGGGAACGGUAUAGAGAGUGGGAAAGGCGAUGCAGAGCAUGGUACGAAUAUUAUAAGGGCUACAGUGGUGGCAAUCAGCCACGACCACGGUCUCCCUCAAAUAAGGAUCACUUCUCUCCAGAGCGCUUUGGUACUGCAAGUGCUAGGCGUGAUGGUUCGCCACACAGCCGGAACCGUCGGGAUGAAUAUCCAGCAGAACAGACCCCUCGGGUUCGUAAUGUGGCUGGCACUGGUAAUUAUCAAGAAAAGUACUCUUACAGAGAAAGUCACACUACAAAAGAAUCAAGAGAUUCAAAGGAAAAAGAAGCACCAAGCCUUCGUCCUGACUCCAAAGGAACAAAACAUAAAAAACACAGGAAGAAGAAAAAAGAUGAAACAGAGACGCUUACUAACCCCGAAUCUUCUCGUGAUGGGAAGAAAACCGGAGAGACUGCUGGCGAUGAAGGGAAAGGGACCUCUUUGUUUCUGCCCCUCAGCAGAGAUGAUGCAACACCAGUGAGAGAUGAGCCCAUGGAAGGAGACUCUAUUCCUUACAAAGCCACAUCUGAAAAGGACAGAAAGGAGAAGUUAAAAUCAAAGAGUGAGAAACAGAAACGGAAAGCAGAGAGUAGCACGCCAAAGAAAGAACCCUCUGGAAAAACAGCAAAAGUAUCUCAGGAAAAGCCUAUCGAGAGAGAGAGAGAGAGAGAGAAAUCCCCUCACACUGAGAUCACAGCAAAGAAAACCAGGGAGGAAUGUCCUCCCAAAAUAGAGGGGACAAAAAUCCAUCUUCUUCCAAAAAGCGAGAAGUUUUUUUUACCCAGGAAGGUGCAGCUUAAAAUGGGGCGUGAAUACCAAGAGAUGAAGAUUGUAAAAGAGGAAAAACAAAGAAAGGAUUACCCCAGGGAGGAAACUAAACAUGAGAAACAUGAUAAAGUAGUCAAUAGGGAGGAAAAAUCAAAAAAGACAGUUAAAGCUGAUGAGAAACCAACUAAAGCAGAGGUAAAAGCUGAUAAACGUAAAAGGAAAACUGAUGACAAAGUGAGAGAGAGAGAACUUGGAACACCUCCAACUAAAUCAUCAAAAGUAGAAACAACAGAGGGAGCAAAAACUUCAGUGAAAAGUAAAUUUAACUCUGGCAGUGAAAACUCAAAAGAAAAACACACAGACUUGCCUGCUGACAAGGAGAAGGCCACUCCACCAAAUGUAUCAGUGAGGAAAAUCAAAAUAAACCGGGAAAGUGGCAAAAAGAUUGUGAGUGGAGAGUCCCCAGCUCCACUAGAAGAGUCUACAGAAUUAGCAGAAAUGAAUGGUGGAAAAUCCAAACCUGAGAAGGUGAAAACCAAGACGAGGAGGAAAGUGGUUGGGGGCGAGGUGGCUGGUUCAACACUUGUGGAUUACACAAGUACCAGUUCUGCUGGAGGCAGCCCCAUUAGAAAAGCUGAAGAGAAAUUGGACACAAAGAAGACUGUGAUCAAGACUAUGGAAGAGUACAAUAGUGAUACUAGACCCCCAGCUGAAGAUGAGAUUGUUAUUGUACAAGUUCCUCGUUCCAAAUGGGAAAAGGAGGAUUAUGAGACUGACGAAGAUGAAGGAAAAACAGCAGCUGCUGCAUUAAAUGUUGUGAAAGCCGCUGGCAGUGGAGCAGGUGCCUCUGUGAAGUCUAUAAACCCUGCAAAGCAAACCGAUAAAGAGGUUCCAUCAGAGAGAUUCCCAAAAACUGCUAAAGAAACAAAUCUGGAUGAGACUCAACAGGAGCCCAAAACAACUGCAAAAUGUUUAAGUGAGAAAGGUUUGAAGACCAAAGAUAAAGAGCAUGGGUCAGACAAGGAGACUCCAGACAAGAAGAAAGCUCUAGUUCAGCCUGACAAGCCAGCAGUUACAGAGCGGGAUAUAGAGUCAGCAAUUGCCAAUAAUCUCCCUCAAUCUUCAAAAGACUGGAUAGUUGAAAAAUUAGAUCCAGGCAGUAGAGGAACCUCAAACAAAGACGCAGGUCCUUGUGUUGAUGGAAAAGUGGAAAGUGUCGACAGGCAGACCUCUAUUUCCAAACACAGAGAGGAGCGAAAUCGUGAUAUUAAGAAGCGGGAUUCUCCCAGUAAAUGUGAAGAACUGACACAAAGCCUAAAAGGUAAAGAGCAACAGACGGACAGCAGGAAAAGUAGUACAGAGCCCAAGAAAAAUGACCACAGUCCUGGGAAGGAAAGGAGACUGCAUACAGACCACAGGAGUAGUUCUGAGUCCAGAAGUGCCACUGAAGAACCAAAAUCAUCAACCCUUUCCAGCCGAGAGAAGGAGAAAUAUAUUUUGGAAAUUAGGAGCAGUAAGGACAGGCAAGUCACUGGGAAAAUGAUCUCUCAUCGGACUGAAAUAUCAGCUGAAAAGAAUGAUCAAGAGCAUUCUGGACGAGGUGACAAGGACCACAGCCGCACCAAGCCCCCAGGACCAGUUAGCCGCUCUGUCCGACAUUCUCGCCACUCCCUGGACCUGGCCAGAGAAACUGAUGAGGCUGCCUUUGAACCUGACUACAAUGAAAGUGAAAGUGAAAUUGAAGAGGACCAGUCACUGAGGGAGGGAAGGGAAGCAAAAGAGAUCAUGCACCAAGCAAGAGAGAUCAAGGGAGUGUCUAUGGGUUCUAGAAACAACAGUGCUAAAAGUCUCACCCAAAACAGCCUGAGCAGCCCUACUUGCUGUCAGAGCCACAGCCCAAGUGAGAGCCAGACUCGAAGCCGCAGUAGCAGUGUCAGUUCAGAGGACACUCAGGAUAGCAAGAAGAAAAAGAAGAAAAAGGAGAAAAAGAAACACAAAAAACACAAGAAGCAUAAAAAGCACAAGAAACAUUUGGACGUUGAGUCUGAACUUGACAAAACACAGAAACACAAACACAAAAAGAAAAAGUCUAAAAAAAGCAAGGACAAAGAAAAGGACAAGGACAGUGACCAGAAGGUCCGAUCAUCUGUCAUCUUACGAACGGCAGAAACUGAUUAGACAGUGGCUGGAGUAUUUGAUCAGAUCCUGUAAUAAAUAGAAGCUUUGUAAAUAUUCACUCGGACAUUGCUAUUCUGCGCUGAGUCCACUGCAACUUCAAAGAUUUUGUUUUCUGUAAUAUUGAGGGUUUAUAAAUUAGUUUUUGUACAGAAUUAUGUUUGACCAUGGGUAUGGGCAGAUUAUCCUGCAGCAUUUUUAAGUGAACUAUCAGACUACACUGGGAACUACUGUGAAAAUUUUUCACUAAACUUUUUUUAUAGCUGUGUAUACAAGCUGACAGUGUAAUUAAUGUAAAUGUUUUGCCUGAUGAUUUGCAGUAUAAAGUAAAGCCUCACUGUGUCAUCUUUUGACUGAAUAAAUUUUCAUUGAAUUCAUUAGAGUCAUUGCAAA